CGACCUAUCCUUACCAUCCUUCUUCAUUUCUCGCCUUUUUCGUUUCGUCGAAUCUUGUAAUACUCUUCAGAUUUUUCAGCAUCAUCUCCUUCUUUUAGGAUCAAAGCAUAGCCAGGCUCUCAAGUCGAGUAUCCGACUUUUAACGUUAUAUCUUACGACGCGACACGACCAUUCACAACGAUAGACCGUGUUUACCCAGCAACACAGUGGCAUGGAUGCACACCAGGAUCCAGAGGAGUUCUAUGUUAAGCAGGACAGGAUAGGGAAAGGAUCCUUCGGAGAGGUCUACAAAGGCUACGACAAACGGACCCAGAAGACAGUGGCAAUCAAAAUAAUUGAUCUCGAGAGUGCAGAGGACGAGAUUGAAGACAUACAGCAGGAGAUCCAAAUACUCUCCCAGCUCGACUCGCCGCAUGUCACAAAAUACCACGGAUCUUAUCUGAAAGGAUCGAAUCUAUGGAUUGUCAUGGAGUACUGUUCUGGAGGAUCGUGUUCUGACUUGAUGAAACCGGGCGUGUUCCGAGAAGAAUAUAUCGCCAUCAUUGUGCGCGAACUUCUCCGUGGGUUGGAAUAUCUUCAUAGCGAGGGUAAACUCCAUCGUGACAUUAAAGCUGCCAACAUCCUUCUCUCUGCGGGAGGCGAAGUCAAACUUGCUGAUUUUGGGGUCUCCGGUCAGCUGUCAGGAACACUUUCCGCGAAGAAAAACACUUUCGUAGGCACGCCAUAUUGGAUGUCGCCAGAAGUCAUCAAGCAGAGCGGAUAUGACCACAAAGCAGACAUCUGGAGUCUUGGUAUCACCGCAAUUGAAUUGGCUAAAGGAGAACCACCCUAUGCAGAAUUGCAUCCGAUGAAGGUCCUUUUCUUAAUUCCAAAAAACCCACCUCCGACAUUGGAAGGCAAUUUCUCCAAGCCUUUUAGGGAAUUCGUUUCCUUUUGUCUCCAGCGUGACCCUCAACAUCGGCCCUCUGCUCGUGAUCUUUUGAAGCACAAGUUCGUUCGAAUGGCCAAGAAAACUAGCUAUUUGACAGAACUUAUUGAGCGUCACGAACGAUGGAGAGCCGAUGGAGGUGGCCGCACGGAUGACGAAGAACAGGAUAUGGUUCCUGAUUUGCCAACAAGCGGCGACCCCGAGGAUCUGUGGGACUUCGGCACCGUUCGGCAUGCAAGUGGACGCCCUGCCACCAUAGGACGAGCAAAUCCCAUACCCAAUGCAGGCCCGCCCUUGACCUGGGAGAAUGACGGCUCUGUGCGUUCCGAUACUGAAUCCUCUUUCAGCCGUAGGUCUGGGUCAUCCGACUCGUCUAACCACACAUCUUCCACGCUCACCGUAACCGCCGCUGCCACAAAGCCACUUCCUAAUACUCCUCAUUCGCAGCGAAAGUAUGACCGGCAAGCUACUGUGCGUCACGCACCUCCGCCUUCACCGGAGAAUGGUUCUAGGUUGACUCACCGCCCUGUUCAACGCGAGCCUUCGGACGAAUAUGACAACGAUCAAGAUAGUCAAUAUGCAUCUUAUGCCAGUAGCGAACCUGAUGUGAUAGAGGAAAAGCUGGCGGAGGCUCAGUUGGAAGAUGAGGUGCCGGACACGACGAUGUUGGAUUCCGUUAUCUUACCGGCUAUAGCUUCGCUGUUCCCCCGAGUAACCUCCCAAGAGGCUCGAGUCGCUUUGAGCGCCCUCCAACGAGCAUUCACCCAUGCAGAGAGAGUCAUACCUGGGAUGACAAUGGAGCUCGUCAAUGAGAUUGUUGAUUCUGUUGAGCAUGUUGAUGAUGACCGAUAAUCUAAUCGUAGUACAGGUCUUUCUUUCCUCUUGCUGGCACCCUCUUUUUUCAUACCUACAUCAAUUUUCAGACCUGUAGCUAGCUUGAGAUAUAUAAUUCAAUCUGUAGCUUGUUAUUAGGAAGGACCAAGUAUGUACAAACCAAAUAUAUACGACCAGAACUCGUUGCCGCUGAGUUCAGAGACGUCACUACUAAUAAUCGAAGCAAUAAACAUUAUAG
Messenger RNA from Guyanagaster necrorhizus, 2000 nucleotides. RefSeq names its product Pkinase-domain-containing protein. Gene Ontology annotation, molecular function: ATP binding; protein serine/threonine kinase activity. Bases 212 to 1780 code for a protein of 522 amino acids. Gene Ontology annotation, biological process: protein phosphorylation. Lineage: Eukaryota; Fungi; Basidiomycota; Agaricomycetes; Agaricales; Physalacriaceae. The record is from RefSeq and is a predicted model, not a curated record. Gene Ontology annotation, cellular component: cytoplasm. The transcript has 11 exons.